Acaulospora morrowiae is the source of this 130-nucleotide messenger RNA. Lineage: Eukaryota; Fungi; Glomeromycota; Glomeromycetes; Diversisporales; Acaulosporaceae. The record is from the annotation of a GenBank genome assembly.
GCCUAUCGAAUUUGAGAAUCAGAUGGAAACAAAAAAUACCUCUAGUUCCGACGAACUUUUUGAGAACACCAAUCGAAUGACAAUUAUAGAUGACGAUGAUAAAUCUUCAAGUGAACUUGAUGAAAGUUAA